Cylicostephanus goldi is the source of this 990-nucleotide messenger RNA. The record is from the annotation of a GenBank genome assembly. NCBI's taxonomy places the organism in Eukaryota, Metazoa, Nematoda, Chromadorea, Rhabditida, Strongylidae.
AUGGUGAGAUGCUUACUGCUUUCUCUUCCGCUAAGUUUGAGAACAUUCAGGACUACCUCAAGCUCCAGUACCGUUCCUACAUCGGAGACACCUCAUUAUUCAAGAUUUUUAAAACUGCCCGCACCGGCUGACCUCGUAGAGGCUGCACCUCCCACUCUCAAGCCUUAUUUGCAGUUGAUGCGCCUUCAUACUCCGACUGGAUCAUGGUUACUGUAUUGGCCAUGCACUUGGUCUAUCGCGUUGGCUACCCCUGCAGGUCAACUACCUUCACUUUAUUAUCUUCUCUUAUUUGGAGCCGGGUCUGUUUUGAUGCGCGGUGCCGGAUGUGUUGUGAAUGACAUUUUAGACAAAGAAUAUGAUAAACGGGUGGAACGUACAAAAAUGCGUCCUCUAGCUUGCGGGACUUUGAACCAACGGCAAGCUAUCUCAUUCCUGGCCGUUCUUCUAUCUUCUUCUCUUGCUAUAUUGUUGCAGUUCAACUGGUUCAGCGUUGCUGUGGGUGCCUCAUCCUUGAUUGCUAUAGUAAUAUACCCAUUGGCGAAGCGUUACACUUACUGGCCACAGUUCGUUCUUGGAGCCACGCUCAAUUGGGGUGUUUUGAUUGCGUGGGCUGAGAUGUUGCCCAUGGACCAAUUUUAUACUGUACUGCCGCUCUACUGCUCCACCAUUCUCCAUACUGUUAUAUACGACACCAUAUAUAGUCACCAGUUAGAACACCCAUAUUACCCAUACCUCGCGAUCCUUUCAUAUCCAGCUCCUCGGGCUGCAGUUCAGAAUUCAGUGCUAGACAAUUUCCGUUGUGUAGAUGCGACAAUACCUCUUGAACCUGUAUCGAUUCACUUGUUUCGGCAAUCUACCUCUUAUUUUUUGCUAGUCGUAAACAGUUUGAUGGUCAUUUCCCCAAACCCUUUUCCUGAACCAUUUCUGGCAGUGUAUUUUUCGCGUCAUCACGAAAGCGAAUUUACCACUGUUUGCCUAGUCCCGUCAUAG